CCUUUUGUCUUUUAAAAAACCAAACCAUGUUUCUAAAUUGUUAAAAAAAAAAAGGCCCUCUCUUUCUUUCCAUUUCUCUUCCUUCCAUUUCUCUUCUUCUCUGCUUUCACGAAAGAUAAACAAUACAGAGACCAAAUCAAAGCAAGAACACUGUUCUGGAAACAAGGGCUUCUCUGUUGGUUUGUGAAGGCGGUGGAGUUGAGGGUGUGAGUCUGAAAUGGUUGGGAAAGAAAACCUCAAGACUGAGGACUUGAACUUGUGCUUUGAGAAGCUGAUGAUGAUUGGUGGUGGGAAAGUGAAAAUGGAAGGAAGGGUAAUGACAGAUUGGAAGGAUAUUCCGAUGGAGCUCCUGUUGCAGAUUCUGACACUUGUCGAUGAUCAGACGGUGAUCACAGCUUCUGGAGUCUGUCGCGGUUGGAGAGAUGCUAUUUGCUUGGGCCUCACUCGUCUCUCCCUCUCAUGUGCCACAGUUUCUUUUGGAGAGAUGGACUUCAGCAUGGAUUCCUUCAAUGGGUGUAACAAGAACAUGAACAACUUGGUCCUAUCUCUUGCUCCUAAGUUUACAAGGUUGCAAACUCUAAUACUACGUCAGGAUAAACCCCAACUUGAAGAUAAUGCUGUUCAGAGCAUUGCAAACUUCUGUUAUGAUCUUCAGGUCCUGGACCUUAGCAAAAGCUUCAAGCUCACUGACCGCUCCUUGUAUGCCUUAGCUCAUGGGUGUCCUAAUCUUACGAGACUCAACAUCAGCGGUUGUUCUGCAUUCAGUGACAUUGCUCUUGAAUAUCUGGCUGGAUUUUGCCCAAAAUUGAAAGUAUUAAAUCUUUGUGGAUGUGUUAGGGCUGCAUCAGAUAGGGCAUUGCAGGCUAUUGGCCGUUACUGCAGUGAGUUGCAGUGUCUGAAUCUCGGUUGGUGUGAGGAAGUCGGUGAUGUUGGAGUUAUGAGUUUGGCAUAUGGAUGCCCUGACCUCAGAACUGUUGACUUGUGCGGCUGUGUCCAAAUAACAGAUGACAGCGUGGUUGCUUUGGCAAACGGGUGUCCUCAUCUGAGAUCCCUUGGCCUUUACUACUGUCAAAACAUUACAGACAAGGCAAUGUAUUCUUUGGCCCAGAGUGUAGUGAAGAACAAGCCUGCAGCAAUGUGGGAAUCCAGGAAAAGCAGGAAUGAUGAGGAAGGGCUCAAGACACUCAACAUCAGCCAGUGCACGGCACUCACCCCUUCUGCCGUUCAAGCAGUGUGUGACUCCUUUCCAUCACUUCACACCUGCUCUGGAAGGCACUCCCUCAUCAUGAGUGGCUGUUUGAACUUGACAUCCGUGCAUUGUACAUGUGCUGUCCAGGCGCACCGCACCGCUGCCGCCUUUCCUCAUUCAGCUCAUUGAAUUGAGGAGUGAGGAUAGGAGCAAAACUCUCUCUUGAGUACUUGAGAGGCUGAAACUCUCAGCCACAGUACAUAUGUUGUUUAUGUUUGGGAUGUAAAAGAUUGGCUGCUAAUGGGCAGCAGCCAUUUGUUUGAACCAACGGACUUUGACUAAAACCUUAAAACUGGUUUUACAAGCUUUUAAUUAUGAAUUAUGCAGCAUGCUGCUGUAAAGACAAAUUUGGUUUCAA
Rosa rugosa (rugosa rose) is the source of this 1607-nucleotide messenger RNA. Its product is annotated as F-box protein SKP2A. The transcript has 7 exons. Bases 218 to 1378 code for a protein of 386 amino acids. The record is from RefSeq and is a predicted model, not a curated record. Gene Ontology annotation, molecular function: protein binding. Gene Ontology annotation, cellular component: SCF ubiquitin ligase complex. NCBI's taxonomy places the organism in Eukaryota, Viridiplantae, Streptophyta, Magnoliopsida, Rosales, Rosaceae. Gene Ontology annotation, biological process: SCF-dependent proteasomal ubiquitin-dependent protein catabolic process.